UCUGGUGUAAGAUCUAACCACGGCCGUAAUUAUUAGUCUUCUCGAGAAAAACAGGGAGGCGGUCCCCCACGCCGUGACUCCAUCCGCUCGGCUAUGAAUGAACAACUCAGCUCUUCACGGCUUGUUCCCCAAACGAGCGCCAAACCCCGCAGCACUUUGGCUUUUCUUCGGUUGACACAAGAAGCCAUAUUUUUGGGUGGAAUUUUCUGAUGUCCUUCACAGUUAUGUUGUUGGGGCCAUGAAGCAUCAUCUGGCUGUCUGGCACCAUCAAAGGAUUGCAUUUCUGACCCAACAAGAGCUCGUGGGUGGAUGGGGGCAGGAAGGAGGCUGGGCAGAGGGACCGAUGCCAGCCGGGCUGCCUCACGGGGCGGUGGAGAGACACGUGGCCCUGCCAUUAGCAUCCUGUUCGGCUCCUGGACGGGUUUCAUCUGUGACACCUACAGAGUCCUCGCUUGGAACAGCAGGAUAAAAAGCGGCCCUGGUGUUCACGCCUCUUCUGAUGAGCCACACACCAGAACACGGCGGAACAGAAGGCGAGGCCACGCAGAGGGCCAGAGUCAGGUGGCAGAGCAGGUGACAUCUCGACUCUCAGCUCUUUGCAGGCAGCUAUUUUAACAGAGCCACUUUACCGCAGCUAUUUUCACAUGAGGAUAUUUUGAUAUGGUCCCAAAAUUCUGCUGAUAAACGCUCAGCUUUUCAAAAAAGAAAAAUGAUGAGUAAAAUGGGCAUUUUGCACUCUAUCUGUGAGCUUUCUUUCAGCACCCAUCCUCCAUCUGGGCAUGGAGGGUGUAUGGAUUAGGGACAGGUGAGGGACAGAGUUGGUAGAGAUUCAAAAUGGGAGAAAUAUGGGGCAUCAGGGAGUGGUCAAGAAUGGAAUAAAUGUCAGGAACGAGGGAACCGUCAGAUCUGGGCGCAGGGCGGGACGCCAGGAGUGUCAGGAGCAGGCUCUAAAGUACAAAAAAUGAUCCAUCAAAUUCAAAGAUGGGGCAAGUGUCAGAGAUGGGAUGAAAGGUGGCAAACCGGCGACAAACAGAAUGCAGCCAGUCUGCAUUCCACGGGCCUGUCGUGAGGCUGCUGUGUCUAUACCAUUGUGCUGGAGAAACUGCACGAAACGGCUGGGCAAGAAAACAGUCCAUUUAGGAUCCAGAAGAGCCCGCUGCAUUGGCUGUGUCUGCCUCAUACAUGUCUAUGCAGUUCACUGCAGGGCUUGCUUGUGCCUCAAUUCCUCCAUGUAAACCACAGAUGAUGAUGUCUGCCCUUCCUCUUUCCCCACCUUUUUGCUUUCCCUCCAAGCGGCAUGAUGAGGAAUGAGCCAGCGGCUCGUAAACAGCUCGGGGCCCCGUGGAGCACGCGCUUGCGUAAACAGUGGGCCGGGGUGUACGUGAGUCCUCUGUGACUCAGGGGUUUCCAAGUCGGGCAGCCGUCUCUGCCGGGUGACUCACGUCGACAGAGCGAUGCCCUUAGCUGCAACGUAUGGCGUGUGUGAUGAGUUUCCUCUUGUCGCAGCAGAGGACUGAGGAUCCUUUACCCAAACGCUACAGACUCGAGGAGCUGGCACGUGGGAGCCAAGGGACUAAACGUGAACAGAGUGGAAAGGAAUCUGACGUGGCUAGAGUUUCACUAGACAAAGAGCCGAGGGAGCACGCUUGUGCCCAAUCAUCGGCUUCCCUCUGCCAGAGAAGAAAUUCUUCUCAAUUCUUCUGCCAUUUGUCAAACUUGCCAAAGUCCCCUGGAGGCAGCUCUGGUGGUAAGGGAGGGUGCAGGGAAGAGACACUCUCUCUACCAGGUUUCGAUGCUUUCUGUGUAGUCCGUUCACAGGGCAGAGUUUCUGCAUCCCUGGAUAAAGUCGCACUGACCCCACGUGGAGCGUCCCUCCACGAUCAUUGGUGCAAGGAGGCAGUGGGGCUAAGCCUCC
This is a messenger RNA of Microcebus murinus (gray mouse lemur), 1915 nucleotides long. Lineage: Eukaryota; Metazoa; Chordata; Mammalia; Primates; Cheirogaleidae. The record is from RefSeq and is a predicted model, not a curated record.